GUUACGAGUGGAGUUAAUAGAAUCAUCAUUUAAUGUUACUUGGUAUUUUACCGUUGUUCCAGGACAUCGUUCUGAGGUUGUAUGUGUGCGUGCAAUAACUGAAAACCACACAAAUGAGUAACUUGCACAACUUCAAUAAAGAAGAUAAUAUUACAAUUGGUGGUGCUCAUCCCUAUCUGACAUCAUACUCCAGUUCUGACCGACUGGCUGUAGUGUUUCUCUACUUCCGGACCUUAUCAUAAAUACAGUCCUUUUUUCCUACACACCCUCAACAACAUUUUGGUCCAUCGAGCCGGAGCCAGUGAAUCGCUACAGACAGAUGUCUCAUCCUGAUACAGAACGUGAGGCCCGUCCCAAACGCCAAGUCAAGCUACCUGCACACUUCAAAGGCUUUGAGGUCGGAGGGUUUGGACCUGCUGGACCUGCACCACCUUCCUCUGGAGUUGAAGUGUUGGAGCGAGCAUCCAGGGAUCCCUCUCCGAUUAGCCAGAUAUCACAGAGCAGUGAAAUGCUGCGAGAUGAGUGGCGCCUCACACUGGAAGAAAUGCAACAAGAGAAUGAAGAGCUCCGCGAGCAUCUCAACCAACUACCUCAGUUGAAAUCUAUUUGGAUGGGGAUGAAGAAAGAGAAUGAGGAAAUGCGUAAUCAUGUCCGACAUGUCCCAGACCUCAUGACAAUGCUCCAAGGCCUGACUCAGGAGAAUGCUGCCCUUAAGCAAGAAGUCCAGCAGCUGGCUGUUAGAUCAGCAUUGCCAGCACAGCCAGUGAUGCAGUCACACGCAGUGCCAAUCCAACAUCCACAAUGGCCAACCAGGCAGUACUACCCAUCUUAUCCAACUAUGCCUGAUCCGCUGCCUGACCAUCAUCAGUUUCCAGCAGCGCCUGUCAGACAGUUAACGGAGCAGAUGAGGGGCCUCCACUUCUCAGAUGAGCCAGGCAACAGUGCCUCACGUGGCGGCAUUCAAACAUCGAGAUACCACUCCAACCAAGGACAAUAUAGCCAGCCUGGAUUCCAAUCAAGCGGCCCUGGAUAUUAUCAGGAGGAAAGCACGUUUCAAACACCGCACCCUGGUGGUGGCCUGCAGCGACAAGGUGGGGAAAGAGAGAGUGGUCUGAGUGGGCGCUCUCCCCCAUCGUAUGACAACAGUGGACAUUCACCCCCUGAUGCCGGCCACAGACCACCCCACAGAUGGGACACACCUUCAUAUGACCCAGCCAGUCACCAAGAGAAGGUGUACAGAGGUCCGAAACCAAGCAUUCCUCACCUCUCGUCUCCAGAUCCAAGAGCGUUCUCCAGGCUAAGAAUGGCUCUGGAGAAUUUGCUGCCUAAGGACGCCACAGAACUAUUCAAAUACCAGAUCCUCUGUGACCAUUUGAAAUUAGAGGAGGCAAUGUUAAUUGCUGACUCUUACUGCAACUCGAGGCGCCCCUACACAGAAACAAUGCAUGCACUGACGAGAAUGUAUGGACAACCACAUAAGCUGGUCCUGUGUCACAUAGCUGAGGUUAUGGAUGGCCCAAACAUCAGUACAGGUGAUGAGAAGAACUUCCGCCUGUUUGCACUCCGCGUGCGCUCCCUGGUCAGUAUGUUGGAGCAGCUGGGACCAGAGGGACGUGUAGAGCUAGAAUGUGGGUCCCAUGUAUCAAGGCUACAGAGUAAACUCCCACAUGACCUCAAGACCAGCUUCAAGAGAUUCAUCCAUCCAUUGAGAGUAGCUGUUCCCACAUUACAUGAGUUUUCUGAUUGGCUGGAGUACGAGCUACAAGUGCAAGAGGAUAGCCUGAAGUUGUCCAGCUCUUCUCGGCAAGAGUCUUCAGCUAAGAAGAAAGACAACCGAAAGGAAACAAGGCAUGCUAGUAAAUCUACUACCAUUCUACUGAGCACAGAGAAAGGGGCUGUUAGCGAGGGAUCACCUGAGGUAUCCACUAAUUCUACGUGGCAGAAAGGUAAAUCACAAUCCUACUGUCCUUAUUGUGAUAAUGGUAAACACUUUCUGAAUGGCUGUCCUAACUUCAAAGAGCUCACUAAGGACCAGAAGGAGUCGUGGAUUAAGCAGAACAACAGAUGCUGGCGCUGUGGGCGUAACCAUCAUGCAUCCAAAUGUACACUGAAGGCCCUGUGCAAGACUUGCAACAGGAAACACCUGCUCAUCCUCCAUGAGGUCAAUGAUAGAGUACGAGAGAAGGAUACCGAUGCCAAACCAACAGAGAACACUUGUCUGGUGAGCACCACUAGUGAAGUACUGUAUGUAGAUCCUCCUAUGUACAGUCGUAAAGUCUUACUGAAGGUCAUUAAAGUCCUACUAAGAAAUGGAAAUAAGGCAAUGGAGGCGUAUGCAGUUUUGGAUGAUGGGUCUGAGAGGACCAUUAUCCUCCAUGAAGCCGCACAGCGCCUAGGCCUCAAGAGAGAUCCGGAGGACUUAAUUCUCAGGACUGUAAGACAGGAGAAACAAGUGCUUCAUGGGGCGGCUGUAUCUUUCAUAGUGUCCUCUGUAUCAGAGCCUCAAAAGGAGUUCACCAUCUGUGGUGCUUUCACUGCAGAGCAGCUCAGCCUCUCAGAGCACUCCUACCAUACUAGUGCGCUUCAGCAGAAGUACAAGCAUUUGGUGGGACUGCCCCUGCCACAGUUGACCAAUGCACAACCCGUGCUCCUAAUUGGAUCUGACUGUCCACACCUUAUCACCCCGAUAGAGCCAAUUCGUCUGGGUCCUCCUGGUGGGCCAGCAGCGGUUAAGACCCGCUUAGGGUGGACACUGCAAGGUCCGGCUCAUGAACUCAGACGUGGGCUCAAUCAGCAACACUGCCUUUUCACUACCACGCCUUCCAAUGCUGACCUGUUUGCACAUGUGGAGCGACUGUGGCAGAUGGAUGUAUUGCCAUAUCGCAGUGAGAAGACAGUGACAAGGUCGAAACAGGAUCAGGAAGCUGUUCAGCUGCUGACUGAGAAAACAGUGCGAGUGGAGGUCGACGGGGUGAUGCGUUAUGCAACGCCUCUGCUGCGGGUGAGAAGCAUGCCCUGCCUACAUGCACCUGGAGAAUCUGUGCUACCACAGCUAAGGAGUACAGAGCGGAGAUUAGCUAAGAACCCAGAUCAGGCAGCUGCAUAUCAAGCUGAAAUGGAGAGGCUACUGCAAGCUGGAUAUUCUGAGAAGCUGCAACCAGAUGCUGUGGAUAAGUCAGCAGAAUCCUGGUACAUACCCCACCAUAUGGUUCAGCAUAAUGGUAAGAACAGGAUCGUGUACAACUGCUCCUUCAUGUAUGCUGGCCACAAUCUGAAUGAACUCCUCCUCCCAGGUCCAACCUUAAGCUCAUCACUUCUGUCUGUCUUACUACGCUUUCGGGAGCACUCCGUUGCCCUUAGUAGUGAUAUACGUGGGAUGUUCCACCAGGUUAGGCUGCUUCCAGAAGAUAAGCCCCUAUUAAGGUACCUCUGGCGGGACAUGAAGGUCGACCAUCCACCUGACGUAUACCAGUGGCAGGUGUUACCAUUUGGUACGACCUGCAGCCCCUGCUGCGCGACCUAUGCCCUACAAAGACAUGUGCUGGACAGCAGCCAACCUGGUGAUAAGGUACGCACUGUGGUGGAGAAGUCAUUCUACGUGGACAACUGCCUACAUAGUCAGACUUCAGUGGCGGCAGCCAAAGAGUUAGUUGAUGAGCUCUCCACCCUGUUAGCUACUGGAGGUUUUGAGCUACGGCAGUGGGCGAGUAACGAGCCAGCAGUCAUCAGUCACCUUCCGUCAGAAGCACGAUCCACUAGCUGUGAGCUGUGGCUCAGUUGUGGUGAGCAGAAUGUCCAAGAGUCUGCGUUGGGGUUACACUGGAACUGCCAGUCAGACGCUCUGCACUACAAACUCAGGCCCAUAGAUUGUUGUACUGCCACAAUGCGCAACAUCUAUAAAGUACUGGCAAGUCAGUAUGACCCACUUGGGUAUAUUGUACCUUACACAACUAGAGCAAAAGUACUGGUACAGCGGUUGUGGGACAAGAAACGUGAUUGGGAUGACCCCCACUUACCUGAAGACCUGCUCCAGUCUUGGCGCUCAUGGGAAGCAGAGCUGAGCAGCUUAGGGAAUAUUGCUCUACCAAGAUGUUACACCAGUGUGGAGAUGGAUCAACCCACCAGCAAGAGGGACAUUCAUGUCUUCUGUGAUGCAUCAGAACAGGCCUACGGGUCAGUGGCUUACAUGCGGACAGAGAAUAUGAAUGGUCAAGUGGAGGUGGCCUUCCUUACAGCGAGGUCCCGUGUUGCACCCAAGAAGCAGCAGACGAUACCCCGUCUGGAGUUGUGUGCAGCUCUUAGUGGUGCACAGUUAUCCAAGCUUCUCUCUACCGAGCUCACAGUAUCCAUUCACUCCAUCACCCUAUGGUCCGAUUCCACAACAGUGCUCAGCUGGUUGCUCUCUUCUUCCUGUCGCUACAAAGUGUUUGUCGGGACACGAGUAGCAGAAAUCCAAGAGCUGACAGAUGCUGCAACAUGGCGUUAUGUGCGGUCGGCAGACAAUCCAGCUGAUGAUACAGAUGGAGGUCGCCUUCGGCGCUGUAGCGAACUGGAGCCGGACGCAGUUCACCCGAUCAUCCUUGAUCCACACCACUCACUGACCAAGCUAAUCAUUAAGGAUUAUGAUGAGGCUUUGCUUCACCCUGGCACAGAAAGGGUAUUCGCUGAAGUAAGGAGGAAGUACUGGGUGUUACGAGGGCGUGAAGCAGUACGGCGACAGCAGUUCAAAUGCACUGAGUGCAGGAAAUGGAGAGCGCGUCCUGCACCGCCGCAGAUGGCAGACCUACCUGUGUCUCGACAACGUGUUUUCAAACCAGCGUUCUACUCAACCGGUGUCGAUUGUUUUGGACCCUACCUCAUUAAGAUUGGAAGGAGGAAUGAGAAAAGGUGGGGGCUUUUGUUCAAGUGCAUGACCACCAGGGCAGUGCACAUUGAUCUCCUCUCCAGCCUAGACUCAGACUCCUUCUUGAUGGCGUUGCGACGCUUUAUCUCAAGGCGUGGAAGGCCGCAUGAGAUCUUGUGCGACCAAGGCACAAACUUCAAAGGAGGAGAGCGUGAGUUGCAGGAGUCCUUCAGAGCACUGCAGGCAGAGCUCCAGACUCAACUAGCCAGUCAAAAGAUACGAUUUCUCUUCAACCCCCCAGGAGCGCCGCAUUUUGGUGGGUGUUGGGAAAGAGAAAUUCGAUCUAUCAAAGUAGCGCUGCAAGUCACCAUUGGAGCCCAGACGGUUACUGAAGAGGUGCUGCGUACGGUCUUGGUUGAGAUUGAGGGGAUCCUCAACUCAAAGCCCCUAGGCUAUACCUCUUCGGACGCAGCGGAUCCAGACCCAAUCACCCCCAACUGUUUCAUCAUCGGACGGAGAGAUGCUUCUUUGCCUCAGGUGGUCUACCAAGACUCAGAGCAACUGAGUCGACGACGUUGGCGUCACAGUCAGCUCUUGGCAGAUCACUUCUGGAGGCAUUUCGUUAAGUAUUACUUACCUGGCCUCCAAGCUCGCCAGAAAUGGAGAAAGGAUGCCACGGAUCUACAGCUCCAAGACGUGGUCAUGAUCGUCGAUCCGCAGCUUCCGCGAGCUCUCUGGCCGGUGGGGAAAGUCAGCCAGGUGUUCCCAGGAGUCGAUGGGAAAGUGAGAUCAGCCAACGUGGACGUCAAGGGAAGGACCUACACGCGCCCUGUUGCCCGCCUUGUCCUACUCCCUGCCUUACCUGAUGACAGUUGA
This is a messenger RNA of Sardina pilchardus (European sardine), 5719 nucleotides long. RefSeq lists its product as uncharacterized. The transcript is spliced from 3 exons. The record is from RefSeq and is a predicted model, not a curated record. Lineage: Eukaryota; Metazoa; Chordata; Actinopteri; Clupeiformes; Clupeidae. The coding region runs from base 320 to 5719 and encodes 1799 amino acids. Gene Ontology annotation, molecular function: nucleic acid binding. Gene Ontology annotation, biological process: DNA integration.